GUUAUCACGAUCUGGCAACACUAACGUUGUUUAUAUUUUAUUUCACAAGUUCCCCACCUUUUAUACCGAAAAGCCUCUCUAAAAUGCCCAAGGAGAAAUCCAAGCACCGUCAUCGCAGCCGCAGUCGCGAGAGGCGGGAUCAUCGCAGUCCAGAUCCGAGGAGCAACAGGAACAGGGAUCGGGAUCGUGAGCGCGAGAGGGAAAAGGAGCGUGAUCACAGAGACUACAGAGACAAGGAACGCGAUCAGCGCAGGGAAAAGGAGAAGGACAAAAACAGGGACAAGAAGCGGGAGCACAAGAGCCGGAGGCGUCGAUCUUCCUCCAGCUCAUCCUCGUCCAGUUCGACGUCUAGCACGGCGGCCGGUGGGCCUCGUUCGCCACUGACAAAGAGUUCGAUGAAACUGCUCCAGACGCUGGAAGCGCGUCGUCUCGUCGAGCAAAAGGACCGCCAGCGUAAGAAGGAGGAGCUGAAGGCUAAUGAAACGCCAGAGGAGAAGCGUGCCCGUCGCCUGCGCGAGAAACAGGCCAAGGAGCAGCGGCGUCGCGAACGAAUGGGCUGGGACAACGAGUAUCAGACGUACUCCAACGAGGACAACCCGUUCGGUGACUCCAAUCUCACCUCCACCUUCCACUGGGGCAAAAAGCUGGAGGUGGAGGGACUAUCAAAUCUCUCCACCAAAACCGUAGAGGUACUUUCCCUGCAAAAGCAGUUGGAAAACCGCAGAGAGCUGGAGAAGGUUAAGAAACGGCGGCAGGAGAGGGAGCUGGAGCGGCAGGUGCGCGAGGAUGAUCUAAUGAUGCAGCAGCGCGCCAAAGAGGCGGUGCAGUUCCGCGAGUGGCAGCGCCAGGAGGAUCAGUUUCACCUAGAGCAGGCACGCUUACGUAGCGAAAUUCGGAUCCGCGAUGGCCGUGCCAAGCCCAUCGAUCUCCUCGCCCAAUAUGUGGCCGCCGGGAAUGCGCCGCUCGAAGAGUCCCUCGAGAUGCAGAUGCACGAGCCCUAUGUUCUGCUAAACGGCCUGCCUAUGGAGGAACUGGAGGACCUGCUGGUGGAUAUAAAGGUAUACGAAGAGCUGGAGCAGGGCAAGCACAUAGAUUUCUGGAACGAUAUGAUCACCAUUGUGCAAGACGAAUUGCAACGCCAACAGAAACUGCAAGCGGAGAAUACUUCGCUCAAUCAACGUCGUGAUGGCAUCCACCAGGCGGUGGUGAAGGAUGUGGCGGAUAUCUUCAGGGGCAAGAAUGCCCAGCAGCUAGAGGAAAUGCGGCAGCGCAUCGAGGCCAAGAUCAGUGGUCGCGCGGAUGGCGUAGAUAUUAGCUACUGGGAAAGUCUGCUUUCGCAACUCAAGGCGCACAUGGCCAGAGCUCGACUGCGAGAUCGCCAUCAGGCCUUAUUGCGUGAGAAGCUGCUGCUCCUCAAGCGUGAAAACGAUGAUGAGACGUUGCAGGAGGAGGUGCCUCCACAAAUCAAGGAAGAGGAGAUGGAAACCCAGGACGCAGAGGACCCGGAGGCUGGUGAGGGCGCACCCGAAGACGAAGAGGAUCCCCUAAAGGAACUGCGUGAAGCAGUGCGUCUCUACCAGGCGGGAAACUACAGUCCGCGCUACAUACGCGAAGAGGACUUCACCGGCAGAAGAGUGCAAAACGAAGACGACGACGAGCCGGAGACAGAAGGAGUCCUCUUCGAGGAGGAGGAUGAUGAGCGGCGAACACAGAGACAGCGUCUGUUAAUCCUUCAUCCGGAACGAGUGGACACCAAUCAACUGACACCGCAGGAGCUGCGAAUGCGCAACGAGGCGAGGCAGGGAAUGCAGGGUGACGAGGCCGAGUUUAGUGUGGAGACCACCCUGGAUGCAGUGCCUCAGCUGGCCACGGAUAAGUACCGACCACGAAAGCCACGCUACUUCAAUCGCGUGCACACCGGCUUCGAGUGGAACAAGUACAACCAGACGCAUUACGACAUGGACAAUCCGCCGCCCAAGAUCGUGCAGGGCUACAAGUUCAACAUAUUCUAUCCGGACCUUAUGGACAAAUCCCAGACGCCGCAAUACUUCCUCACUCCGUGCGCGGACAACGGGGACUUCGCGGUGCUGCGUUUCCAUACAGGACCGCCAUACGAGGACAUCGCCUUCAAGAUCGUCAACCGGGAGUGGGAGUUCAGCUACAAGCGGGGCUUCCGCUGCCAGUUCCACAACAACAUCUUCCAGCUGUGGUUCCACUUCAAGCGAUAUCGCUACAGGCGGUGAAGGAUUGUCAUCUGGCCUGAAUCGCCUAAACCAUCCUUUUGUGAAGUCAUAUGUUAUUUUCAAAUAAAGUGUAAGCCCAGAACGACUGGCAAAGUGGUAUCAUUUAA
Drosophila yakuba is the source of this 2350-nucleotide messenger RNA. It is a transcript of the gene cactin, whose product is annotated as cactin. The coding region runs from base 84 to 2243 and encodes 719 amino acids. Gene Ontology annotation, cellular component: cytoplasm; spliceosomal complex. The record is from RefSeq and is a predicted model, not a curated record. Gene Ontology annotation, biological process: mRNA cis splicing, via spliceosome. Gene Ontology annotation, molecular function: protein binding. The transcript has a single exon. NCBI's taxonomy places the organism in Eukaryota, Metazoa, Arthropoda, Insecta, Diptera, Drosophilidae.